Molecule: messenger RNA, 5586 nt
Organism: Dichotomopilus funicola
Lineage: Eukaryota; Fungi; Ascomycota; Sordariomycetes; Sordariales; Chaetomiaceae
Exons: 2
Coding region: 1-5586 (1861 amino acids)
Biological process (GO): microtubule-based movement
Molecular function (GO): microtubule binding; ATP binding; microtubule motor activity
Source: RefSeq, a predicted model, not a curated record
AUGGCACCCGCUGCGGGGCCCCCCGGUGGGGGCGGGAAUAUCAAAGUGGUAGUGAGAUGUCGGCCGUUCAAUGGGAGAGAACAUGACCGGAAUGCGAAAUGUAUCGUGGAAAUGAAAGACAACCAAACUGUCCUAACACCUCCCGAUGGUGCCGGGAAGACGGGCAAGGACCACGGCCAGAAAGUCUUCGCCUUCGACAAGUCGUACUGGUCCUUCGACAAGAGCGCGCCGAACUACGCCGGGCAAGACAAUCUUUUCGGCGACCUGGGCAAACCGCUGCUGGAUAACGCCUUUCAAGGGUACAACAACUGUAUCUUUGCCUACGGCCAGACCGGCUCGGGAAAGUCAUACUCGAUGAUGGGAUAUGGCAAGGAUGCGGGUAUCAUCCCAAAUAUCUGCCAGGACAUGUUUCGGAGGAUUGGGGAAAUGCAGCAGGAUAAAAACCUGCGUUGCACCGUUGAAGUGUCGUACCUCGAAAUUUACAACGAGCGGGUGCGCGACCUGCUCAACCCGGCAAACAAGGGGAACUUGAAGGUCCGAGAGCAUCCGUCAACGGGUCCAUACGUCGAGGACCUAGCGAAGUUGGUGGUUGGAGGCUUUCAAGAGAUCGAGCACUUGAUGGACGAAGGCAACAAGGCCAGAACAGUGGCGGCUACCAACAUGAACGAGACGUCGAGUCGAAGUCAUGCCGUGUUUACCUUGAUGUUGACCCAGAAGCGCUUCGACCCGGAAACAAAAAUGGAAAUGGAGAAGGCAGCCAAAAUCAGUCUUGUUGAUCUUGCAGGGUCGGAAAGAGCCACUUCCACGGGCGCAACAGGCGCCCGCCUAAAAGAAGGCGCUGAAAUCAACCGUUCGCUUUCCACACUUGGCCGAGUCAUUGCGGCCCUGGCGGACCUGUCAACGGGGACCAAGAAGAAGAAAGGCGCAGCGGGUCAGGUCCCAUAUCGAGACAGUGUUCUGACGUGGUUGCUGAAGGACUCGCUCGGUGGUAACAGUAUGACGGCCAUGAUCGCUGCGAUCAGUCCGGCAGAUAUCAACUACGACGAAACGCUGAGCACGCUGCGGUAUGCCGACUCCGCAAAGCGUAUCAAGAACCACGCGGUCAUCAACGAGGACGCCAACGCCCGCAUGAUUCGCGAGCUCAAGGAGGAAUUGGCCCUUCUCCGCAGCAAGAUGGGCGGCGGAGGUGCCACCGGAGGGGCGCCAGUCCCUGCUGAGGAAGUGUACGCCGAGGGCACACCGUUGGAAAAGCAAAUCGUCAGCAUCACGCAGGCCGACGGCUCAGUCAAGAAGGUUUCCAAGGCGGAAAUUGCGGAACAGCUGAACCAAAGCGAGAAGCUCCUCCAAGAUCUCAACCAGACGUGGGAGGAAAAACUGACCAAAACGGAAGAAAUUCACAAAGAGCGGGAGUCUGCCUUGGAAGAAUUGGGAAUUAGCAUCGAGAAGGGCUUCAUCGGCAUGUCCACGCCCAAGAAGAUGCCCCACUUAGUCAAUCUUUCAGACGACCCCUUGCUGGCGGAAUGCCUGGUUUACAAUUUGAAACCCGGCGCGACGACUGUCGGCAACGUGGAGUCUAAUGCGGACCACCAAGCCAACAUUCGUCUGAACGGGUCUAGAAUCCUCCACGAACACUGUGUCUUCGAAAAUGCGCAAGAUGGGACAGUCACCAUUCAUCCGAAGGAAGGUGCCGCGGUUAUGGUGAACGGCAAGCGGGUGACGGAACCGACGAGACUGCACUCGGGACACCGCAUCAUCCUAGGGGACUUUCACAUUUUCCGGUUCAACCACCCGAUGGAGGCGCGUGCCGAAAGAGCCGAAAGGCAGGAGCAGAGUUUGCUGCGCCAGUCCAUCACGGCAAGCCAACUGCAGGCACUCGAGAGGACGUCGCCGUCGCCAAGCCCGAGGCCGGGUCACGAUAGGAGCUUGAGUACGGCUCUCUCGGAAUUUAGCGACAGCCGCCCCGAUUCGCCAUCACCCUUCCAGCGCAACGCAAAAGAGUCGGACUGGUCGUUCGCCCGACGGGAGGCAGCCCCUGCGAUCCUAGGCACCGACCAAAACUUCGCCAAGCUCACAGACGAGGAACUUAACGCGCUCUUCGAGGAUGUCCAGCGCGCAAGGGCGGAGCGUGUCAUUGGCCGGGAGGGCGACGACGACAUGGAGUCCAUGGCCUCGUAUCCGAUUCGGGAGAAGUAUUUGUCCACCGGCACCAUCGACAACUUUUCGCUUGACACGAUUCUCACCAUGCCGUCUACCCCUAAGCAGGGUGAGGCUGAGGACCGGCUGCGCGAGAUACGCGAGGAGAUGCAGAGCCAGCUGGAGAAGCAGAAGGAAGAGUACCGUGACCAGCUCAAGAAUGCCGAGACCGCCAAUGUGGAGGUGGAGGAGAUCAAGAAGGAGAAGGUCCGCAUGGAGGAGACGCUCGUGCAGCUCAAGGAGGAUAUGCAGAAGCAGCUCGAGGUACAGCGCCGGGAUUUUGAGGCAAAGAUUGAGAGGUUGGACCCUCUCAAGCGGCCCAAGGCCAAGCCGAAGCUGUCCGAAGAGGAGAUUGAGCGGGCCAAAGUCGCCGUCAAGCACUGGCGGAACCGGCAUUCGGUGCGCAUGGCCGAAGCCGUUUUGCAGCACGCUUCGACGCUAAAAGAAGCGCAAAUUAUGAGCCAUGAGUUGGACGAGCAUGUCGUGUUCCAGUUUACGGUGGUCGAUGUUGGCCACGUGGUGUGCUCAUCGUAUGACAUGGUUCUCAACGGACUUACGGGAGAAGGGGAAGACAUUGCGCUUGAGGACGCGCCGAAGCCGUGCAUUGGCGUCCGCGUCAUCGACUACAAGCACAGCGUGGUACAUCUGUGGAGUAUCGAGAAGCUCCACGACCGCGUCCGGCAAAUGCGCCAAAUGCACCAGUACCUCGACCAGCCAGAGUAUGCGCAGCAUCUGAGUCUCGACAACCCCUUUAUCGAGACCUGCAUGCCUCAGUUUACGCUUGUCGGCGAGGCUGACGUGCCCCUAAAAGCCGUCUUCGAGAGCCGAGUACAGGACUUCACCCUUGACGUCUUCUCGCCCCACACGAGGCAUGCUAUCGGGAUCAUCAAGCUUGCACUGGAGCCGUCCAGCGCGCGGGCACCGACUAACACCCUCAAAUUCAACAUUGUCAUGCACGAGAUGGUUGGCUUUGCAGAACGCGAGGGCACCGAGGUGCACGCGCAGCUCUUCAUUCCCGGUAUCUCCGAAGAUGGGAUCACGACAACGCAAAUGAUCAAGGACUUUGACGAAGGGCCGAUCCGGUUCGAGAGCGUUCAUAGCAUGAGCGUGCCGCUGUUCGCGCCCCCGCAGACGACGCUGCGCGUGGCCAUUUUCGCCAAGGCGUCUACCAUGCACCUGGAUAAACUCCUUAGCUGGGAUGAUAUGCGGGAUGCGGUGCCCAGCUCGCAGGGCAAGAAGGGCGCACGGAUUAGCGAGUCGUACUUUUUCACAGAAGAGAAGCAUGACCUGCUGGCUCGCGUUCAGAUACUGGAGAUGAAUGAAGAGGGCGAGUAUGUACCUGUUGAAGUCAACCAGACGAGUGAACUGGACGGGGGCACAUAUCAACUGCAUCAGGGCCUGCAGCGGCGCAUUUCGAUUAAGCUUACCCAUAGUUCGGGGGAUGCGCUGCCGUGGGAGAAUGUCACGGCCAUGCGAGCUGGCAAAAUCCAGUUGAUGGACAGCGCGGGCAAGACGCCCGACAUGGGCUCGACUAGCCCUGAUAUCCCGCUGAAGCUGGCAUCUGCGCCGUCGUUCCAGACCAACGCUAACGGCACUCGGACAGCGACGAUGAUUGGGCAGUGGGACUCGAGCUUGCACAAUUCGCUGCUCCUCGACCGCGUUACGGCGGAUAAGUACCGCGUGCAGAUGGCUGUGUCGUGGGAGAUCAGCUCAGAGAAGCUGGCAGAGCCCAUGAAGUUCUCCAUGAAUGUGUGUUGCCAAAUCCUGUCGCGGUCCUUCGUCCGACAGACGUCCAUGUUCUCGUCGCUCUUCCAACAAGUUCGCAUCGUGCACGCAGCCACAAGCAUCUUUACGCUGCAACUGCGUCCCGCACCCAUAAAACGCGUGGGUGACCUCUGGCGCAUGAGUAGUCAACACGACUAUGUCAAGGGCGAAGAGAGCCUGACCACGUGGACACCUCGCGGCGUGUCCCUGGUGGCUGAUUAUCUUGCUUCGCGCAAAAAGCUGCAAAUGAUGGCGGACCUUGCGGCUGUCCAGACUUUCCUAAGAAAAAUUGGCUUUCGGGAUAAGCCUGAAAGCGUUGAGGAGCCUGAGGACCUGGAUCUACCACCCCGGCCAGCUAUCAACUCGGACACCGACUCCAUCGCGGAGCUGUUGAAGGACGAUACCCCGGAACCAUCGCCGACAUCAUCCCAAGAGUUGCCUUUCAGUGAUCUGCCCCCGCUUCCUGACGAUGACGAGGAAGAUCUAUCUGCUCCUCCUGGGUCCGACGACGAAGCAGAAGUGGGAACGGAACCGCAAGCCAACUCAUCAUCACAGUCGCAGUCAGCACAAGAAUCACAAUCUUCGGAACCCCCCGUCCCAGAUCGCCAAACGCUCCUCCUCGAGAAAUGUCUCAAACUCUGGCUCCGCUACCCCGACCCAACCCUCCGGCUACUCUCCCCCGCCAACACCGACCCGCCCGAGGACGGCGUUGUGAGCAGUGCGCCCUCCCCGUCUGCCUUCUCACGCGACCAACACGCCCAGGAAGAGGAGUACCAGCAGCCACAGCAGCCCACUUCGAUCGCAACUGUCGUGCGCGUUCCCAAAAACCCGGCGCUGCUCAAGGGCGGGCUUUUACUGGUCCCUAACGCCGACGCCACGCGAUGGGUCAAGCGGUUUGUGGAACUGCGCCGGCCGUACCUGCAUGUACAUACAGUCGGGGAUGGGGAGGAGGUGGGUGUGGUGAGCUUGAGGAACGCGAGGGUGGAUAGUCAGCCGGGGAUUUUGGGCCUGCUGAAUGUCAAUGCCAAUUCCAACGGGAAUGCAUCGGUUGUGGGAAAUGGUCCGUAUGGCCAUGGGGGGGACGCGAAUCGUGGUGAGGGCGUGAACGAAUUUGGCACGCCUACUCGCACGUUGUCGCCCACCCCCUCAUCGCGCUCGCUCUCGCCUCACCCUAUGCCAUCAGCGGCUAGCGGUACCGGUCGGCUGAUUGCCUCGCUCUGGCCUGGCGGUGGUGGCGGCGCUGUCGGUGGGGCUAACGGCACCAACACCAGCGGUGUCACUAGCGCACCGAACGGUACACCAGCCAGGAGGAACGGCGCCGCCAGCUCUAACGGAGCGACCGGCGCUAGCCCGAGCGGCGGUAACACAAGCAGUGGCGGGGUCAGCCGGCUCAGCGAGCGGCUGCAAGCGGGGGUGUUUGCGGUCUAUGGGACAGACAACACCUGGUUGUUUGCGGCGCGUAGCGAGCGGGAUAAGAUGGACUGGAUCAUGAGGAUCGAUCAGAGCUUUACGAUGGGCAGCGGUAGUGUGAGUGCAAGUGUGAGUGGGCUCGGAAGCCGCGGCGGGAGUGUGAUGGGGAGUGGGAUGACCAGCCCACGUCUUCCUGGUGGCAGUAGUGGAGGGUGGUGA